Vicia villosa (hairy vetch) is the source of this 1614-nucleotide messenger RNA. RefSeq lists its product as uncharacterized. The record is from RefSeq and is a predicted model, not a curated record. Lineage: Eukaryota; Viridiplantae; Streptophyta; Magnoliopsida; Fabales; Fabaceae. The transcript has a single exon. Bases 48 to 1379 code for a protein of 443 amino acids.
UACAUCACAGUUCUUUCUAAUUCUUCCACAUAGUAGUUGCAUAAAGUAUGAGUUCCUUCCAAGUUAUCUCCACCACUAUAAUCCAUGCACAAAAUCACACAAAUGAUCAUACAAUCGAUCUAACACCAUGGGAUCUACAAUUCCUCCCAUAUGGAGUCAACCAAAAAGGCCUUCUUUAUCACCACCCUUGCAAAUUAGAUACCACAAAUCAAAUCCAACGCCUCCAACACUCUCUUUCCUCUACCCUUGAAUUUUUUCCACCUUUCACAGGUCGUCUCAAAAUCACGAAACACGAAGAUAACACUAUCUCAUGUUCUAUACUGUGUAACAAUGAAGGUGCACUCUUUAUUCACGCCGAAGCAAAAAAUAUUAGUGUUUCCGACAUUCUUGAACCUAUUUAUCUUCCUCGUGUUGUAUACUCAAUUUUUCCACUUGGCAAAGUCAAAAACUAUGAAGGGACAUCACAACCAUUACUUGCUGUCCAAGUAACAGAGUUAACUGAUGGCAUAUUCAUUGGUUGUACAGUCAACCAUGUGGUCGCUGAUGGUAACUCAAUUUGGCAUUUCAUCAAUUCAUGGGCCGAAAUUUCAAAGGGGGCUCUUCAAAUAUCGAAAACCCCAUCAUUCGAACGAUGGUUUCCAAAAGGUAUUCAACUUCCCAUUCGUUUUCCUUUCAUAGUGGAACCACAAAAUAAUAUUUCUAAUGAUGAUAAUGAUGAAGAAGAAUCACCCAACCACUCAGAGAGAAUGUUUCAUUUUACAAAAGAGAAUAUAGCCAAACUAAAAUUCAAAGCAAACUUAGAGGCUGGUACAAAGAACAUAUCUUCAUUGCAAGCAGUUUUCACUCACAUUUGGCGCUCUAUUAUACGUUGCAAAAACCUUGACCCGCAAGAAAAAGUUAAUUAUAUGAUGGUUAUAGGCGUUAGGCCAAGGUUUAUUCCUCCGUUGGAAAAGAAUUAUUUUGGUAAUGCUGUCAUAGAUUGUGAAGUUACCAUGAAAGUUUGUGAAUUGUUGGACAACGACGGACUUGGUAAAGGUGCUUGGGAGAUGAACAAGAUAAUCGCUUUGUACUCUGACGAGAAGUUGAAAAGUCGUUAUGAAAAUUGGUUAACAACUCCUAGUUUUGCUCGCCAUGGUGUUGUGACAAAUAGUAAUUCAUUGGCGCUUGGUAGUUCGCCUUGGUUUGAUGUUUAUGGUAAUGAUUUUGGUUGGGGAAAACCAGUGGCGGUUCGUAAUGGAGGUGCGAAUAAAAGAAAUGGAAAGAUUUAUGUGUGUGCUGGAGCAGAAGAAGGUAGUAUGAAUUUUGAAGUUUGUCUUCCUUAUGAUAUUUUGGAAGCAAUUGGAAAUGAUUCUGAAUUUAUGGAUGCUGUGUCUAGCUAAUUUUCGAUAUACCAUUUCAUUUUAAGUGUUUUUGUGUAACAUGAAUAAUGAUGCCGAAGUCUCAAUUAGUUUUGUAUUUUUUUCAUAGUGUAAGCAAGGUUUGAUGUUUCCAGUUUGUAGCUUGGACUAAGUUGUAGUAUGUAUGUUUGGUAAGAACUCAAUUUUAAGUGAUUAGAGUAUAAAUAAAUAAAUAAUAAAGUAUGUUUGUAUUUUCUUAAAUAUCUUAAUAUUUAGU